Messenger RNA from Physeter macrocephalus (sperm whale), 1154 nucleotides. RefSeq names its product GRB2 binding adaptor protein, transmembrane (gene GAPT). Gene Ontology annotation, cellular component: membrane. The record is from RefSeq and is a predicted model, not a curated record. Lineage: Eukaryota; Metazoa; Chordata; Mammalia; Artiodactyla; Physeteridae. The transcript has a single exon. Gene Ontology annotation, biological process: immunoglobulin production involved in immunoglobulin-mediated immune response; B cell homeostasis; B cell proliferation involved in immune response. Bases 34 to 498 code for a protein of 154 amino acids.
CUACACCAUACUACGAAACAAUACUGUGCAGAAAUGCUGAAAAGCUGCGGAAAUACUUCAGUGGCCAUUUCCAUAGGAAUUUCCCUUCUUUUACUGUUGUUGAUCUGUGGAAUUGGGUGUGUUUGGCACUGGAAACAGCAUAAUACAGUGCAAUUUACCUUACCAAAGUUUUUGCAAAGGAGAAAAGACUACCCUAAAAGAGUCUCCUUGAGCCCCCGGGUUAUCGGCCCAAGAAAUAAAAUCUCAGUUCAAACCCAAGACCACAGCUCUGCUGGGAAGGACACUAACAUACAUGACAACUAUGAAAAUGUGGCAGCGUGUCCUCCCCAAGUUAAGGAAGAAACAGACAAGGGAGUAUAUGAAAACACUUGGCAGACCAAUUUCCAGGAACAUAUCUAUGGAAAUGAGACACCAUGUGACUAUUAUAACUUCCAGAAGCCUAGUACUUCUGAAGAACCUCAAGAUGAAGACGUAUAUAUUCUUCCGGAUUCAUAUUAAGUUUUCAAAAUGUGGGUUUAGUUCCUGGAGGAUAAAUAUUUGCUGGAACUUUUAUUGUACUGAUAACAUUAUUAAUCAAGUUCUUCUGUUGAAACUUAAUGAUCUCUGUUUUAUCUCCACCCUUCUGAAUCCUCUCUGCAUGUAUCACUGUGGAUUAUUCUAGAUAUCCUCUCCACCCUCCUUGCCCUGGAUUAAUUCUGCAUUAUGUUUUAUUGAUUCUUCCUUCUGAACAUUACUUGUUAUAUUUUUCUUCUUUUUCUAUCUCCACCAUCUUUUCUGGCUCAGGAUUGUAGUCACAGUCUGCUAACUAGUCUUUCUGGCUCUAGUUUCUACAUAAUCAGUGAUGCUGCAUCAAUCCCCAUGAUGUUGCCAGAUUCAUCUGCAGAAAAUAUUCUGAACGGCCACAUCACUCCUUUGCAUAUAACCUCUUAAUGUCGCCUCUUUGUAAAAGACAUACUACUCAUAAUUCUAACUCCAGAAUUCAUGAUUUUACACAGUUGGUUCAAAUUCACUUUUCCAGUGACUUCUACUAAUCUCUCACUUCAUUUUCAUCCGAAUCAUCUGAAAACCUGCCGAACCCGUCCCUCCUCCACGGCUUUGUUUGUCCACCCCCUCUUAAGCCUGCCUCGGAUCAUAACUUCUUCCACGAGUCUCUU